UCUUUAGUCCCCCCACCAACCCUCUUCUGUUCUUUCCCUAGUUGUUAUCCACAUGCCCCAACCUCAGAUGGUCACAGGCUUGCCUUCAAGGAUGGAUUGCGCUCUGCUGCUCGUGACCCUAAUGGUGGCUCUGACCGGAACCGUGACCCCGCAGACAUCUUCAGAGCCGUGCCCAAAGAGGCUGGUGGGAGAAGAGAGAAGAAGGACGUGUCCCCGUCCGUGCAAAGCCGACCUCGAUUGUGGCAGCAAACGGCAGUGUCUGUGCGACGGGCAGUGUGGUCUCAGCUGUGUGGCUCCAGGUCGCACGUGCCCGUGGCCCUUGGCCCCCAGAGAGGACGCGGUGGCUCGUCUCCUCCAUCCCACUCAUUCCUUUUCGGCCCUGCUGGAAGUGCGAUGCAAACCGGGUUUGACGUUACCCAGCGGCCUGGAUGUCGUCAUUCGCCGUUGUCAGGGUGACCGUCGGUGGAGUGGGGACGAGCCCAUCUGCACAGAAGCUGUCCUUCCUGAACCCGGCUCGUCCCCCCCGAAGUGCCCUCUUCCCAAGGAAGUGACGAGCACCUUUACCAUCGAGGGCACCGCCACCGUUGGGACGUCUAUCCGCUACAGCUGCCAGUCAGGGGCCGACAUAGUGGGAAGCGCUGAGAAUUACUGCCAGGAGAAUCAAACCUGGCAGUAUCCACACCCUGUCUGUAAAAAGGUAUACUGCAAAUCUCCUGGCGAGGUGCCGCAGGGCUACGUGGUGGCCGUCCAGAAGACUGAGUACGAGGUGGGCUUCGACAUCCAUUACCUUUGCAAGAAGAACUUCCACCUGGACGGACCCCAAAAGGUCACGUGCUUGGCUAACGGCAGCUGGAGCGCAGCGCCCCCGUUCUGCAGGGCUCGCUGCCUCAUCCCGGCCGUGAGGAGCCGCGUAAUGAUUGACGGCGUGAAGCGUUGGCCCUUUGACAUCACCGACACGAUGGUCCCUCACGGAGAGAACGUCACCUUCUUCUGCAAGCACCUCCACAAGCACUGCAGCUUCAGCGUUGCGCAGUCGUGUUUCGACGGCGAGCUGCGGCCACCGGCCUGCUACCUCGAGCCCACAUGGCUGCAGUUUCAACUCUUCCCUCACCGGCUCGUUUCUGAGAUUGAAACGUGUGACGCCGCCGACGUGGAAACCUUCUGAACGCGACCUUGUCGCAAAAUCAACGCUGCCUGUAACCGCAGGUCUAAUCUGGGCCUCAUUCAGUUUGGUACCAAUCUUUCUCGCACCUUCUGCACCCUUCUCCUCCGUUUAUAUUAAAAAGGUGAUUGAUCAGUGUGACAAUAAUUAAAAAAGGGACGACAGAAAGUACGUUUUAUAUUGUAAACAGUUCUUUAAAGUGUGGGUAAGAAUAACCGUACACAGGGAUGAUCCUGCAUUGUGUUGUAAAUAGCUAUCACCAUGCAGCCAUGUUAAUGCAUACACACAGUGGACACCUCAUUAGGCGCACCCGCGCAAUGCUAACAGAUAAUUCUGUUUUCACAAAAAAGUCUUGUAGAACUGUCUUGAGUUUUCAAAGAAAAGGGGAAAAAGGGAAUAAUUAGAGUCUGUAAUAGAUUAAAUUAAUAUCUUUUUUUGAAAUCUCAUCUACAAAGUUGCAAACAUGCAAUCUGAAGCAUUUUUCAAGUUAACAUUAUUUUUAGCGGAUUGGAAGAACAACAUCUAACAAUGAAAAAUAGCUUCAUAAAGUAAAUCACUGUUUUUAACAGACUUGGAACUUUUCACAACUGAUUUUUGGGGGGAAGCUAUCCACUUAUUUGCAUAAAAAAGACAAAAAAAAUGCUUGUAUUUUAACAGUUUUGUGUUUGGACCAAAGGCCCGCCUCAUAUUAUAAAAACCUCACUCUUUGUACAGGAACGUGCUGCACAUUUUUGGGAAUUCACAGCCUGAUCGUUUUUGACGAAAGAGAAUUUCACUAGUGAGGUUCUCUUCACACUCAGACCUCAAUUUUCGGAGAGAAUCCGACAAAUGCUCAUUUAAUGUUGUGCAUACCUCAUAAAGUGUCCACUCAACUACAUUACACAUUUGCUACCUUGACUAUGUGAUCUUCUUUUUCUCUGCUCAACCUGACGCAUCAAGUCUUAAGGCUUGUAAGUUCUUCUUUUUUUUUUAUUGAUUGGAGUGAUUUGAAAUAAAGUCAACACAGAUUCAA
Messenger RNA from Corythoichthys intestinalis (scribbled pipefish), 2174 nucleotides. It is a transcript of the gene ntd5, whose product is annotated as ntl-dependent gene 5. Lineage: Eukaryota; Metazoa; Chordata; Actinopteri; Syngnathiformes; Syngnathidae. Gene Ontology annotation, molecular function: peptidase inhibitor activity. The record is from RefSeq and is a predicted model, not a curated record. Gene Ontology annotation, cellular component: extracellular region. The coding region runs from base 53 to 1165 and encodes 370 amino acids. The transcript has 8 exons.